AUGAGUCCAGUAAGUCCCUGGAUCGCGGCUUUGGCCGACCAAUGUCUCUCAUCCUACCUCGGUCAAAAUGAUCAAGAUGAAGUCGAGGUGAAGGAUUUUGAUGGAUGCCUCAUUUUCAGUAUUAGCAGGCCCACAAUCAAGUCGGCCGUUAUUGUGUCGUGGGAACAAGGAGAAAACAGUCAUCGCGCUACAUUUACAGAUAGCAUCAACCAGAUUGAUGCGAUUAUUCUACGUGACUCGCCGGACAUACAGGAAGCAACCGAUCUCCCACCGUCAGUCAAAGGGGGCACCAGGCACCUGGUUGAACUUUCCGAUAUCAAGCUUAUUUUUACGUACUCAGCGCCUGCUCCGGAUGUCUGCCUUCACGUCAAUCGCUUUACCAUCCACCGGAAUGCGGUCUUAAGAGGGGAUGUGCCGAAACCAAAGCUCAAGAAGACAGCGGCUCUCAGAAGCUUGAUGACUAUGACAACCGAGAAGAUCCGAAAGACACAUGGGUCUCCUGGCUCCAAUAGUCAAACUAAUACCGGACCGACUGACUCAAUUGUUUCUCAGCGCGAUCAGCCCAUGUCACUCCCUCAAAACAGCUCGGUAUCACAGUUGCCCUUCUCCCAACCCCCGUCUAAUAUGCUACAUGGCGCACUGAAGGGUGACUCAAUGGCCAAUCGGGCCUCCACCAACGGAUCCUCCGAUCUUCUAGGAUUGCUCGCGCCAUCUCACCGAACCUCAAAGAACGACGCAGCCACUAGGGACCUUCCCUCGGUCAAUGGGUCAUCCCUCGGUGAAAGUACAAGCCGGCGCUCUCCCUCAGUCAAUAGAAAAAGUGCUGAUGCGAUGCGCGCUAGUAAAUCUGCUACCAAUCUGUCUUACGCCUAUCUCAGUCAAGACGUGGACAACUUGAUAGCAGAGUAUGUGCCUCGGAUUGUGCAAUCUCCAAAUGAGUCGGAUGAUCAUGACCGGGCUCAUAUUGUUGGAACGGGGGACGACCAGCUGUUUUCGAAAAAAAGACAUCGUGGCAGUACAGAUGCGCCAUCACAAGCGGCUCACGAUGAUAACCUGGGUUCGCAAGGGCCACAAGGCCCAAAUACAUCACCCUCCAAAAAGCGACAGCGUAUUGGUGCUGGGGGAGUGAUGCCGGCGGACCCAACUGAAUCCGAGCAAGUGCAAAACAAGCCCGUGGCGUCACUUCCUAGGGUGCAGAUAGUAAGCACCAAAGCAGACAGUAUAUGCCCAUCCUCAACUAAUCCAUGGGAAGGAAUGACCAAAAUACCUUUGAGCGAAGUUGAUAUUCCAAAAGACCAGGCAGAACUUUUGGAAGGACUCAAAUGGAUCCCUCAGGAUCCCGGUGUAUCAACAUCUCUAUGCCACGUACCACCUCAUCUUUUGACGCAAUGGAACAAAAUUGCACGAAGCAGACAACAUUUGGCAGAAAAAGCAGAAGAGGAGGAGGAGGAGCAAGUUCCUGAGCGUGCCCUUACUCAAACCCCGCCAGAUACACCAGCAUCCCGAAUAUCAUGGUCUCUGUCCCCCGAUAGGACCCCUGCCCUAGAUCUUCUUCCGCGGGACACCGCUUCUCCCCCAAGAUACAUAAGGCCUACCCGAAAAAGUCCUACACCACGAGGCACUCAAUAUAGCGUUGAUAAAUCCAUAGAAAAUGUCGAUUUGGGCAUGGUGAACGGAUCCUACAGUGCUUCUUCUCUGCCAAGGCAGAGGGAUAUCAUUGUGUCAAAGGAUAAUAUCGAAAUAACAGGGCAACGGUGUUCUCAGUCUGCUGAACAAGUACCCACAAAACCGAAGCACCCAUUGUCAUUGGACCAUGGUCCGGGCGAUGACCCAUCCCAAACUUCAAAAUCGCUUGAUGUGGUCGGUGAUAAAACCCCAAUUUUAUCAGAAGAGCAUUCUCAUGAUGAACAACCCGCCGAAAUUUUCCCAUUUAAAUAUGAACUGCGUGGCGAAUCAAGUGGCGAUGAGAGCGACGAGCCAGAGAUGGAAACAUAUGUUCCUUUCGCUCUCGGGGGUAGCAUUCCAUUGAGCAGUCAGCCUGAGCAGGAGCCUACUAGCUCUGGGCCAUCCCUUCCAAGGUUUGCAAGGGGGAUUAUCCAGGUGGUGGAGACACCUGCAGUUCAUACCGCACGUGUCAUCCCUGAGAAUCAAAGGAAACAGAGAGCUGUAUUAGAGCUUCAGAGCUCUCAGCACCCAUCCUCUCAGGCUGCCAAGACAUCAUCUUCAUCUCGAAUUCUCAAUACCUACCGCUCGCAAGAUAGCCACGGGCAGGGUAGCCUAUCCCAAGAGGCACCAAAUCCGUCUUUACCGAUAGUGGAAGACACGUCACUGGGAGUGGAUGUUCUAGGUACCCAGACACAAACGAGCAGCGUACAUGCACCAUCACGGGCGAUAGUCCAGUCAUCCUCAGACAUUGUACUUGAUUCGUCGAGACCUGCUCAGCGACAGCGUGGCUCCUCAAUCUUCCAUCUAGACCCCUCUGAUGACUCGUCGUCUUUUCCAUAUACCAGGUGUCACUCGCUGCCCAUGUCUCAACUUCAUGAAUCAAGCCAAUAUUCUUCGAGGGGACCUCUUUCCUUCGACGGAGCCUCGCAGUUGCCAGAAUUCUCCCUUAUGGAAUUCACCACCCAGGUCGCUGCUCAUGGAGAAUCACUAUCCAAAUGUUCACCCCUUCCGCGCCACAAGAGUGCCGAUACUGGCCAACAGGCAUUUCCCAGUCCAAAUAUCGAGUUAGUAGCACGCCGGCAGGGUUUUAUUGGAAAGUCCGACGAGUACGCCGAAGCACAAACGAUUUAUGAAAAGUUUUGUGACGACUAUUCGUCGUAUUCUGGUGAUUUCACUCAUUUCACUGAGAUGUGCUCGAAACUGCAGACAAUGCGACAAAGGGGCCAGCUGCAACGGUCGUUCCUGUGGGAUGAUUUCAUCAUUCAACAGUUAGAGGAGUACCCGCGCUAUUUCGCAGAGCGCACAUCUCAAGAGUCAAAGACAAUGGAUUAUGAAGAUUUCUUUUGCUCGGAAUUCUCACGUCCCCGGCACAAAAAGAGAAGCCUAACAGCCCACGGAGUUGAAUCAGUCGCGUGUCAGUUUGCUGCGCCUAGCAGUGCCGAAAUAGGAAAUCUACCAGUUCCAUCUGAAGUUGCAAUCCAAGGCGAGGUAACCCGGGAUAAAGCGAUGCAAAGUGAAGUGGCCAACACUUCUUUCACAGCCAGUCUCGUGAAACAGGUUUCUCGCCUCCAUGCUCAGUGCUCUGAUGAUGUUCCUGUUCUGGGUGUCUACAUGCCCACUGCAACGCAGUCAUCGUCAUUCUUCUCUGCAAGCACCGAUUCAGAUUCGUUGGAGAUCAAAGUUGAAGCAGGUGAUUCUUUCCAUGAACCUGUCGGUUCUCAAAUAAGCACGAGCAGCAAUGAUCACAAACUUGUGCUCUCCACUCCCGAUGAAGAGAUGAUGGAUGCAACUCAAUACGAUGCAGACAACGUCCGCAAUACACCUGAUCCGGACGAUGUCGACAUGGACGAAAUUGACGAGACACAGGCAGGAGAUGAUAAUACCUACCAUGAAACUGCCAGUGUUGAACUUGGUGAAGACAGUGACGAGCACCGCAUAUCUCCCCCUCCCGCUCCACCCGUGGCCGUGGCCCUCGGUUCUCUGAAUGCCGCCGUGCCCGAACCGCCAAGGCAACGAAGACCCUGGUUCCGAUCUAUUCGGAAAAUGUUCCCCACAGGCCCUGUGUGGUCCGACGACCCGGACACGCCAUUUAAGCGCUGGGCUCGUCAAGACCAGAACGUUCUUCAGGAACUCAAUCGUCGCGGUGGAGCUAGGGUUCUCGUUGAUGAGAAGGGCGUGAUUCGUCGACCGACCUAUAACAAAGGGAAGAACCCCGGUCUCUAG
Penicillium vulpinum is the source of this 3888-nucleotide messenger RNA. RefSeq lists its product as uncharacterized. The transcript is spliced from 3 exons. Lineage: Eukaryota; Fungi; Ascomycota; Eurotiomycetes; Eurotiales; Aspergillaceae. The record is from RefSeq and is a predicted model, not a curated record. The coding region runs from base 1 to 3888 and encodes 1295 amino acids.